CUGAGCUGCAGAACUCAGCUACAUGUCAGCAAUGCAUGGACUUGGAGAUAAGAGGCAGGCAGAUAGAUGCUGUAAAACUUUGCCAGCUCAUCUAUAACAUUUAAAUUAAACAAAAUAAAAAACACAAAGAGAUGAAGCCUCCCUUAUGAAAUACAACAUGUUGUCUCUGCCAUGGCUCUAGUCUUGUCCUUGUUUUCAGCACAUCUGUACAUGAAGCGAGUGGGAAACAUCAGUCCGAGCUGAUUCACCCAAUGCCUAGAAGGACCACUGUGAGUCUGAAUCUCAGCUGAAGAUACUGCAACAGCAAAAUCCAUGAGGCACCAUUAAAAACAACGCUAUCAUGAUAUACGAGCCCAAGUUCUGCAUCACAAAUGAAGUGCUGUAGAAACCUUUUCUCACUGCUUCACCUCAGAGGCUGAACACGGACUCUUCACAGAAGAGGGUCCUGAUGACAUCACAUCCUCUCCUAUAAGUUACGCUGCCUCCAAAGUUCAGUGACAAAGAUCACCCGCGCUCCACUGCACCGCCCCAAGGACGAUGGCCGGGUCUCCUGCACUGCUCCUCCUGCUCAGCCUGGGGCUCUGCUGCACCAGCACCCAGGCACAGAAGAACAUGAUGGAGGCCAGGUUCCUAGACAGGAAUAUGAAGAACCCCCAAGAGGGACAGCGGCUGGAGCUGGAAUGCCUGCACUACGAGAGAAACAGACCCGUCUUCUGGAUCCGCCUGGACAAGAGUGAGAACCUUCACUUCAUUGCCUACAGUACCCAUUCUUAUUCCACCACAUUGCAGGAGGGUGAGAAAACAUCUCCAAACUUUGUGGCAUUAUGGAGAGGGAACUCCUAUCGACUAGUCGUGAAGUCCUUCAGGGCACAGGACGAGGGGAUCUAUUACUGCAUCAACUACAUCAACCCAGUGCUGCACUUCAGCUCGGGACAACCCGCCUUCUUCCCAGUCGCAACUACAGCAGCACCCACCACACCUGCAGCCACCACCCCCAGCAGCCAGGCCACCAAGAAGGACAACUCACAACAGGGCCUGGAUGCAGCUGAACACAUCACACCCGCAGCCACCAUCCAGAGCAGCCAGGUCACCACAAAGGACAACUCACAACAGGACCAAGAUGCAGGAACAAGCAAUGAGAACGCACUGCAUUUCUGCUAUGAUGUGGUCAUCUGGGUUAACCUGGCUGGUGCCUGCCUCCUGCUCCUCACUGCCAUAACCAUCACCAUCACGCACUGCCAAAGACCAAGCUCACCGUAAGCAAGCAGUGCUGCGUCGCUGCUCAGCAGAAGGCACACAGGCGUCCUCAACAAGCACCGCACGGAUCCCAUCAGCAACACACACAGCUGCCCUGAUGCAGCGCGGGCAUUUGGCUGCUCCUCCUCUGCUGCCCUAUCUCCAUGAGGGCAGGGAGACUGAACAUGCCACCACCUUCCCCACUAGUGUUUCAAAAGAAGAAAAGUACCCAUUGAAAAGGCCAUCCCAAACUCUGCUGAAAUAACUUCCUGUCUGACCAGGGUCCAUAAUUGUAUUUCUCUACAGCCCCUUUCCACCUGAAAUCUCCUCAGCAGGCAGCAAGAAAAUUAAUUCUUAACUCACCUCCUGCUGGGCCACGUUCCUCAGUUUGUCAGCCUCUAUAUUCCCCACAGGAUUUUGUCCCUUCCUAUAUGCACGUCCCCUUCCUUUAUUCUAUGUCAUAAAUAAACCAAAUACAGACCAGUAUCUCUACAGACUCCAUGUACAUCAACCCACAUUGUACUUAAAUGCUGUAUUUCAGGGCCGGGAGGGCCUGCAGAGCUGAAACUUCAUCUCUCAACAUGUCAAAAUGCAUAAAAUCAUUUGCCAUAACCUGAGCCGCUCACUGUUUGUUUCAUUGGGAAUGCUGCUAUGGCUUGAAACACAGCACAGGUGCGUUGGUUUACGCCUCGAAGACGUAUGUUUAACUUACUUCAAUGAGAGGCCAUGUCCACCAGAAGCAUGAAAUCUGUGAUGCGCUCUCAGCCUCGCUUUCUGACACAAAUGUUCCUUUUGAUCCCAGAAAUGAUUUCAUUUUGCAAAUCCUAAAACUGCCUCGCGUUUUACCAUCACUUACACACCUUACUUUAUAAAGGUAAACAAUGUCUCCAUAAUCAGCAUCCGUACGUGUCAGGAAUGCCUGGAAGUGGUGAUGGUUCAGUCCCCUGGGCUUCAUGAAAUUCACACCUUCCAUGACAACUGACGUGACAGUACCCAUCUUUAAAGCUUUUCUGCAUAUAUUGCCCUGAUGUACCAUGCACAGAUGUUUCAUCAGACCUGAGUUCCUGGAAGCAAUUCCAUUCUCUUCUAUGCAUUCUAUAAGCCCCCCCCUUUAGACCAACCACUGCCUGGGCACCAUCAGUAGCUCUACCAGAAGCAUCAACAAAGCUUAAAUAAAAUCAUUUCAAUGCCAUUUCCACUGCUUCGUCCACAUCAAAAGAUUUCUUUCUGCCUUUUGAGGGUACCAAGGAAGCCAUUUCUUCAGUGACAUGAUACUUCUUAUCAAUACCUUCCAUGAAAAAGGAAGUUGAGUCAUAUCUGUAGCGUCAGUCAUUUCAUCUGUCGCCAAAGGAUAACUUCUGAAAUUAGCAGCUUUCCUCUCCAACUUUCUUGCCACAGAUUUGUCCAUUUCUUCAGACCACCUGGCAAUGGUGGAGUGACACCAACUGAUUUGAGAAAAGUCCCUGUUUUAAUCAGGGCAGAUUGCAUCUCUGAUGCUGUCUGUGCGUUGCUCAACAAACUCACCACCAGCAGACGGCUUUGCUGCUUCUGCCAUCAGAUUUGCCACCACAUCACUGGCCUUUAUCGCCAAGUCCAUCCGGGGUGUAACUCAACAGCAGUAACGCAGUUUUACCUCAACAAAACAGUACCCAUCUGUCCAUUUUUCACUGA
This is a messenger RNA of Gallus gallus (chicken), 2907 nucleotides long. RefSeq names its product T-cell surface glycoprotein CD8 alpha chain-like. The record is from RefSeq and is a predicted model, not a curated record. Lineage: Eukaryota; Metazoa; Chordata; Aves; Galliformes; Phasianidae. The transcript is spliced from 6 exons. The coding region runs from base 538 to 1260 and encodes 240 amino acids.